Messenger RNA from Knipowitschia caucasica, 699 nucleotides. The record is from the annotation of a GenBank genome assembly. Lineage: Eukaryota; Metazoa; Chordata; Actinopteri; Gobiiformes; Gobiidae.
AUGUCUUCUCAGGAUGAGCAGGACUUACCCUCCAACUUCACUGGUCCCAAAGGGGUCAUCACAGACUGGCGCAGGUUUAAGUUGGACAGCGUGGACCAAACUGUCCCACAAAAGAAACGAGAACUCCUGCGACAGAUGUCCACGCCACGAGACGACGACAAGGACCGAGCCAACAGGAAGAUGAGCGUGCAGGAGUACGAGAUGCUGCAGGAGGAGGACGAGCAGAGCCUGAAGCAGUACAGGAGGCAGUGCAUGCAGGAGAUGCACGAGCGCCUCAGCUUCGGACCCAAGUUUGAGACGGUGCACGAGCUGGACAGCGGAGACGCCUUCCUGGAGGUCAUCGAGAAGGAGCACCGGCUCACUGUGGUGGUGGUGCACAUCUACCAGCAGGGCAUCAAAGAGUGUGAGCAGAUGAACUCGUGUCUGGACUGUCUGGCAGCGGAAUAUCCCAACGUGAAGUUCUGUCGCAUUGACGCCGUGGCCACAGGAGCCGCCGAACGCUUCUCCACCGACGUGCUCCCGGCUCUGUUGGUGUACAAGGCGGGCGAGCUGCUGGGGAACUUUGUGGCGGUCAGUAAAUACUUCACUGAGGAGUUUUUCGCGACAGACGUGGAGUCCUUUCUCAACGAGUACGGCCUGCUCCCUGAGAAGGAGGUCACUGCCUGCAUGGAGGAGCAGGAGGACGACCAGGUGGAGUAG